UGCUCAGGUCUCACCCUGUGACUAAUGGGAGCUGCUGAGUAUUUAAGAGGACGGGCAAGGCGAAGACACGUGUUUUUGUUCUGUUAAGAGUCAGAGGCAACACAGCUUAGAGGAAAAAGAUUUACGGAUCGGCAGACCUGGCAAAAUGUGCUUUGGAAAAUGUGCAAAAUGUAUUGGCUCGCUGCUGUUAGCCCUGGCAAUUCUAUGCAUUGUGGCAAACAUCCUGCUUUACUUUCCUAAUGGAGAGACACAGUAUGCUUCUAAUAAUCAACUCAGCAGAUAUGUCUGGUAUUUCGAGGGUAUCGUAGGAGCCGGUGUGCUGAUGCUUAUCCCAGCAUUUGUGUUUAUUGGACUAGAAGACGACACUUGCUGUGGGUGUUGUGGUAAUGAGAGCUGUGGCAGAAGCUGCGCAAUGUUGUCAUCCAUUUUGGCUGCAAUAAUUGGGGUUGCUGGAUCUGCAUAUUGUGUGAUCGUAUCGGCUUUCGGAUUAGUUCAAGGCCCUUAUUGUUUGGCAAACAACCAAUGGACUUACCCAUUCCAAAACAAUACUGGAAGCUACCUGACAGAGUACUCUACCUGGUCCCAGUGUGCAGAGCCAAAGAAUGUUGUUGUCUGGAACGUUACUCUUUUCUCCAUCCUCCUCGGUCUGUCUGGAAUCCAGCUGAUCUUAUGUUUGAUCCAGAUCAUUAAUGGUCUCAUUGGAGGACUGUGCGGCUGUUGCUGCGAGGAGAAAACACAGUCUUAUGCUUGCUAGUAUAUAGAAGAUCCUAAAAGAAGCCACACCGCCCACAGUGAACUCACCCACAUGAGGAAAGGAGUGGAGGUCUUCUGGCUUAUAGUUUGUAAAUUUACACGGACCGAAUACUGUGGAUAACCAUAAUUCCAAAUGUUGUCAGUUCUCCGGACAGAGGAAAACUUGAUCUUUUAUGUCAGCUCAUAGAAAUGGCUGGCAACAUAUGAAACAACUGGACAUAAUUUUAAAAAAAUGGCAGAAAUUGGCAAUAUUAUAAUUUAUACAUACCGGUAUAUAUGCACAAUUACAACAUUCCCUCUCUUUAUUGACUGUGAGAAUAUUUUUUAUUAACAGAUUAUUAUGAAUUUUGAAUGUAAAAUACAAUUUAACUGACUUUUAUACAUAUUAAUAUUAUUAAACAAAUUCAUAAAUUA
Molecule: messenger RNA, 1167 nt
Organism: Spea bombifrons (plains spadefoot toad)
Lineage: Eukaryota; Metazoa; Chordata; Amphibia; Anura; Pelobatidae
Gene: TM4SF1
Product: transmembrane 4 L six family member 1
Exons: 5
Coding region: 146-754 (202 amino acids)
Cellular component (GO): membrane
Source: RefSeq, a predicted model, not a curated record